This is a messenger RNA of Vollenhovia emeryi, 1434 nucleotides long. Its product is annotated as methyltransferase-like protein 6. The transcript has 8 exons. Lineage: Eukaryota; Metazoa; Arthropoda; Insecta; Hymenoptera; Formicidae. The coding region runs from base 111 to 935 and encodes 274 amino acids. The record is from RefSeq and is a predicted model, not a curated record.
ACUUAUUUUCCCUUCUUCAUCGAUGGUAUCACACGAACUUCGUCCGGAGCGAUGAGCCUCGCGUCGCAAAUUUAAACAAUCGGUUCGGUAAUACAAUCGCAAGAAGAGCGAUGAGCGAGUCGGUCGAAAAUGCUGUAUCGAGCGCGGGCCACGUGGCGAAGCGUCUCACGCCGGAGGAGAUGGAUAGAAUGCGGGCGCAGGAUUCUCGCUUGGUGUCCGAGUUUCGCGCGAGUCAGCUCGAGAGGGACGCGAAAAAGCACUGGGAUUUAUUCUACAAGCGGAACGACACCAGAUUCUUCAAAGAUAGGCACUGGACCACGCGGGAAUUCGACGAGCUCACGGGUCUGGGCGGCAACGGGAAUCAAAAUGUCCUCCUCGAGGUGGGCUGCGGGGUCGGCAAUUUCAUUUAUCCGUUGAUGGAGGACGGAUUGAAAUUUCGGAAAGUAUUUGCGUGCGAUUUGUCCACACGGGCGAUCGAGUUGCUCAAGAGUCACACGUUGUACCACCCGGAAACAAUGAGGGCUUUUCAAACGGACGUUACGUUAGAGAAUUGCUUCGCCGAAAUCGAAUGUCCGGUUAACGUUGCAACGCUGAUCUUCGCGUUAUCGGCUAUUCAUCCGGAUAAAUUUGUCAAAGUUGCCCGAAAUAUAUACAACGUUCUUGGCAGCGGGGGAGUCUUGCUUUUUAGAGAUUACGGAUUGUACGAUAUGGCACAAUUACGUUUUAAGCCUGGGCACAAGAUUAGCGAGAAUCUCUACAUGCGGCAAGACGGGACCAGGAGUUACUAUUUCUCCGUAGAACAAGUAGCAUGUCUAUUUGAAUCUGUUGGUUUCGAGACACUGGAUUGUGGCUACGUCCAGAGACGUACAGUAAACUUAAAAGAGAACAUUGAUGUUCCGAGAGUCUUUGUUCAGGCAAAAUUCAAAAAAUGUUGAAUAUGCAAUGAUAAAGUGGUACUGUAGUUCAGUAACACUUCUGGCAAACUGUAUGGGGAAUUCAUAAAUAUGAUCUAGCGUCGCACAGAGGAAACACAUAAUGGGGCGGUCAUCAUCCAAGAUAUCUCGGACGAUAAGUCGAGAAAAGGGAUAUUUUUGACUACACGAAGAAAUCAGGAUGAUGCAUAGCUCCGUGUAAGGACGAUUGACUAAUCAGAUCUCUGAUUUAGUUCCGAUGUAUGUUUUACGAAAGAUUAAUUGGAGCAUUAAAAGGAGUUUGAUUGAAAAAGUGAGGUUCUCACAGCCACUUUGGGAACAAUAAAUCGAUACACACUGCAGAAGACAUUAUGAUUCUAAAUAUGAAUAAUGAUAGCAUAACUGCAAAACUGUAAAUGGUCUAUUGGUGUGCAAUAUGAUGGAGAUUGUGGAUAUACCAAACCCAAAUCAUUAAUAUAUUGUGCUCUUGUUUUCAUUUUAUAAAUAAAAUUUUUAUUGUGUA